AUGGCAGAUAAUGCAAAGUCAUUCGUGAACAAAGAUGUAAUAUAUUUGCUACGACAAUAUAAUGUGAGGCUUCAUACGUCAACCCCAUACUAUCCUCAAGGGAACGGCCAAGCCGAAGCGAGCAAUAAGACGCUCAUCCGGAUCUUGAGCAGGACAGUGGAGGAUCACCCCCGAGAGUGUCACGAACAGCUCCCACCCGCGGUAUGGGCAUACAAAAUCUCGAAACGAAGUUCCACCGUGGCGUCGCCAUAUUCUCUGGUCUACGGGGAGGAUGCAAUUUUACCGCCGGAGAUUGCGAUUCCAUCUGCUAGAGUAGCAAUGGCUAGUCAUAAGACACCAGACGAAGUGAGCCACUUUGCCCAUUUAGAUACAAUAGAAGAGAGGAGAGCCCGGGCGGAACGGUUCUCUAAGGCAUACAGGAAGCGCACAUCGAACUAUUAUAAUCAGAACGUAAAGGAAAGAAGAUUUGAGGUAGACGAUUUGGUCCUCAAGAUUGAUCCUAACGUGCAAAGAAAUGCUAGUGCAGGGAAAUUCGCCGCGAACUGGGAAGGACCCUUCAGAGUAAGGAAGGUAGCAUAA
This is a messenger RNA of Papaver somniferum (opium poppy), 579 nucleotides long. RefSeq lists its product as uncharacterized. NCBI's taxonomy places the organism in Eukaryota, Viridiplantae, Streptophyta, Magnoliopsida, Ranunculales, Papaveraceae. The record is from RefSeq and is a predicted model, not a curated record. The transcript has a single exon. Gene Ontology annotation, molecular function: nucleic acid binding. Gene Ontology annotation, biological process: DNA integration. Bases 1 to 579 code for a protein of 192 amino acids.